Molecule: messenger RNA, 738 nt
Organism: Williopsis jadinii
Lineage: Eukaryota; Fungi; Ascomycota; Saccharomycetes; Phaffomycetales; Wickerhamomycetaceae
Exons: 1
Coding region: 1-738 (245 amino acids)
Source: RefSeq, a predicted model, not a curated record
AUGAAUCCAUUACAAGAAGUCUCGAACAACAAGAUGCUUCAAAUCCCCAAGCUUGACUUUCGAGAGAGAUCACCACCAAAGACCUUGGGGUCACCUACGAGACUAUUACAUUCAGCAUCAAGGGUUUCCCCCUUCAAGGGAAGCAAAGCACAUAUGACAGAUAAGGAGAUCUUUGCCACCUCACCAAAGAGACUGGGUUCCAGCUCGGUGAAGAGGAAUCAAGUGACCUUGAGUGAGAUGAGAACCACAUUGGCACCGAGUGUUUCAAUGAGGAAGCAAUUCGAGCAAACACCCUCAAGAAUGAUCUCUGGGAGAAGAAAUGGCAUUCAUUCAGAACAGCCGGCGUCCAGAAUCCAAAGACCAACUAUGAGCUCGCUAAAACGUAUGGUAAAUCCAUCAUCAGUGCCGUUGUCUGGGAAUGCAAACCUUUCAAAGGAAAAUCUUGCUACACCAAAAGAAGAAGAUGAAAGCGUAGACAGUACAGAUAUGAGAACGCUUAUCAACACGAAGAGAAAUGCUGAAAGUGCAAGAUCUGUUUUGAAAUACUUGAAAUCAGAAGAACAGUCACCAAAGAGGAAGAAACAGAGACUGGUCAAUUUUGACUCAAAGAUACAUCUUGUUGAUGAAGCUCCUGACUCUACAAUAUCGUCGCAGAAUCAGACGAUUGAACUCUUACAAAAGAUCUUGGAAAAUCAAAAACUCAUACUAGAGAGACUUUCUGCAUUGGAGAAUAAGUGA